AUGUCGGGUCUCUUUGGCACCUCCUCUUCGGCGGCCACCAAUACUGUUGGCGACCUCAAGCAGGACGUCGCCGUAGGCAACCCGCCCGAAGAUAGUAUCUCGGACCUGGCAUUCAACCCAAACCCUGCCGACCAGAAAGACUUCCUCGCAGUGUCCAGCUGGGACAAGAAGGUCCGCAUCUACGAAAUCCUGCCCAACGGGCAAGCAGAGCCUCGCCACGCCUACGAGCACAGCCUGCCUGUUUUCGGCGUCGACUUCUUCAAGGAUGGCCAAAAAGUGGUUUCCUGCGGUGCCGACAAGCAGGCCCUGGUCUGCGAUCUAGCGACCCUCGAGACGGCCCAAGUGGCCCAACACGACCAGCCCGUGCGCUGCGUUCGAUACUUUGACAACAGCGGCACGCCCAUGGUGGUGACGGGCUCGUGGGACAAGACGGUCAAGUACUGGGACCUGCGCCAGCAGCAGCCUGCCGCGACGCUCCAGUGCCAGGAGCGUGUCUACACGAUGGAUGUCCGCGACAACCUCCUCGUCAUUGGCACGGCGGAUCGCUACAUCAAUGUCGUGAACCUGAAGGAGCCGACCAAGUUCUACAAGACGAUCCAGAGCCCUCUCAAGUGGCAGACACGGGUGGUCAGCUGUUUCGCCGACUCUGCCGGAUUUGCUAUCGGCAGUAUCGAGGGCAGGUGUGCGAUCCAGUACGUGGAGGACAAGGACUCAAGCUCCAACUUCUCCUUCAAGUGCCACCGAGACCCUCCCCAGGGCAGCGUCACCAACGUCUACUCUGUCAACGACAUCUCCUUCCACCCUGUCCACGGCACGUUCUCGACAGCGGGCUCCGACGGCACCUUUCACUUCUGGGACAAGGACGCCAAGCAUCGGCUUAAGGGCUACCCAAAUGUUGGCGGCAGCAUCACUGCGACGCAGUUCAACAAGACGGGCACCAUCUUUGCCUAUGCCGUCUCCUACGACUGGUCCAAGGGAUACCAGGGCAACAGCCAACAGUACCCUAACAAGGUCAUGCUGCACCCUGUGCAGGCAGAUGAAUGCAAGCCCAGACCUAGUGUCAAGAAGCGAUAG
Molecule: messenger RNA, 1074 nt
Organism: Thyridium curvatum
Lineage: Eukaryota; Fungi; Ascomycota; Sordariomycetes; Thyridiales; Thyridiaceae
Exons: 3
Coding region: 1-1074 (357 amino acids)
Biological process (GO): transcription-dependent tethering of RNA polymerase II gene DNA at nuclear periphery; RNA export from nucleus
Cellular component (GO): nuclear pore
Molecular function (GO): ubiquitin binding; RNA binding
Source: RefSeq, a predicted model, not a curated record